Spirometra erinaceieuropaei is the source of this 1208-nucleotide messenger RNA. The record is from the annotation of a GenBank genome assembly. Lineage: Eukaryota; Metazoa; Platyhelminthes; Cestoda; Diphyllobothriidea; Diphyllobothriidae.
AUGGAACACCGCGUCGGCGCCGUCGUGACGAGGCUCUGUCUGACACACCGCUGGUCAGCCGGUUGGUGGUGGAACGUCGCAUCGGCAUCGUCUAGACGAGGCUCCGCCUGGUACGCCGUUGAUCAGCCGGUGGGAUGGAUCUCUGAAUUGGCACCGUCGACACGCGCCCAUCUGGUGCACCGUAGGAGACCGCAGGCUUGCGAAUAUGCCGUAAGCCAUUGGCAAAUUCGAGUCGUUCUUCCACUGCCAAAAAUCUCGUGGCCCACAGUGGAGUUCGGCCGCGCCGGUACAUCAAGCAGCCCCUAUUCAGGUGUCAGGGCACUGCUUCCUUCGGGGGGCCUGGAAAAGCUGGCCUAAAAAUUGCUGGGGAACCACGUCGUCUGCUGGCGCACCGUGGUCGCAGACGCAAAACUCACAGUCGAAACAAUCAAACUCGAAACACCAACGACAACAACCAUACUCAUUCUCUUCAUACUGCCUCUUCUACCUCUACCUCCGUCUAUUCUUCUGCCUAUUCUUCUCCUUCGUCAUCGUCUUCUCCACCUCCUUCCCAUCGCCCCACUCGCUUUCCCCAGACUGACAGGGUGAGCCCGCUCACUCUGGCAGCCUGGAAUGUUCGUUCCCUUUUAGACGAUCCGAGGAGCAACCGACCGGAACGGAGGACGGCGCUAGUGGCACGAGAAAUGGCGCGCUACAAGGUGGACAUUGCCGCACUCAGCGAGACCCGAUUCUCCGAACAAGGCCAACUGGAGGAGGUGGGUGCCGGUUAUACCUUCUUCUGGAGUGGCCAACCCAGGGCAGAGCGACGAGACGCGGGCGUCGCCUUCGCCAUCCGGACCGACAUCGUGGGACGACUACCCUGUUUGCCGCAGGGCAUCAACGAUCGCCUGAUGAGCCUCCGCCUGACUCUCUGGGGAGGAAAAUUCGCCACCAUCAUCAGCGCCUACGCUCCGACGAUGACCAAUCCCGACGCCGUCAGAGACAAAUUCUACGGGGACCUGCACGCCCUCUUGGCGACUGUGUCGAAGGCGGACAAGUUGAUUGUCCUUGGUGACUUCAACGCCCGCGUCGGCACAGACCAUACUGCCUGGAGGGGAGUGCUGGGUCCCCACGGUCUCCGCGGCUCCAACGACAACGGCCUGCUUCUCCUUCGCACCUGCGCAGAACGCCGCCUCACCCUGACGAAUACCUUCUUCUGGCUGCCGUAG